Molecule: messenger RNA, 2169 nt
Organism: Pseudophryne corroboree (corroboree frog)
Lineage: Eukaryota; Metazoa; Chordata; Amphibia; Anura; Myobatrachidae
Product: T-complex protein 1 subunit theta-like
Exons: 2
Coding region: 47-1822 (591 amino acids)
Biological process (GO): protein folding
Cellular component (GO): chaperonin-containing T-complex
Molecular function (GO): ATP binding; ATP-dependent protein folding chaperone; ATP hydrolysis activity
Source: RefSeq, a predicted model, not a curated record
AAAAACAAACGGUUGUCGGCAGCUGGUAAACGGGCAUGGGCAGCUCAUGGCCGUCCACGUUCCCAACCCACCUGUCCUGCUAGAGGCCCAGAGAACCGGCACAAGGGUGUUCAGCGGUCUGGAAGAGUGCGCCCUCCGCCACGCACCGGCCCUUGCUCAGCUUGCCCAUUGCCUACGCUCUUGCUACGGACCUGCCGGAAGCCUAAAGUUGCUGGUCACUCGCUCGGGCAGGACCCUGAUUAGUGGCAACUCCCUUGCCAUCCUUUCAGAGCUGGAGAUAGAACAUCCCGCUGGGAGUUUGGCGCGCCAGGGAUGCCAAACGCAAGCCCAGGAGUGUGGGGAUGGCACUGCCACUGUGCUUCUGCUGGCCGGGGCUCUCAUGUCUGAGGCCGAGAUUCUGCUGAGAGCCGGGAUGCCAGCCACUGAGCUGUGCUGUGGAUAUAGGCUGGCAUGUGCCCACGCCUGCCAGGAGUUAGUGGCACAAAGCCUCUAUCCGUGGGCCGCAGAUGGAAAGCAUCCUAUCUUUCGUGGCAGUACAUCUGCUGAUGAGUUAUCGGGCACGGUGUGUCAGCACGAGUCCAGUCACCAUCCUAUGCCAUCUGCUCAUCCUGGAUGCUUGCCAUUAAAUCUGUUGCCAUCUGGAGAACUGCGUCAGACCCUCCUCCUGAGAUACACGUUAGCAUAUGCUGCCACCACUGCACUGACUUUUCCGCUCUUGAAGGGCACAGCAUGUAAUGAUCUAGUGGAGCAGGCCUGCUCGGUGCCAAUCGGUGACGAUCCAGAGUCUCUUCAAGUGUUGGGAUUCCCUGGAGGCAGUAUGGAUAAUUCUUGGGUAGUUAAGGGGGCGGUGUUGCAGCUGGAGCCCCUAGGGACAACUAGAGGGGUGGACAGCGCAAGAGUGGCACUUUACAUGUGCCCAUUUGGUGAGCAGAGGACAAAGGGAACUGGCACCACCUUGAUCGAGCUGGUGCAGGAACUGGAAGAACUGGGAGCUGGGAGAGAGCAGGUGGAGAGACGUCGGGUGGAGUCGCUGUCCGAAGCUGGAGUGACGUUGCUGGCGGUUGCAGGGGCGGUGAGCGAGCUGGCACUUCACUUCUGCAAUCAGGCUGGGAUCUUGGUGGUGAAGCUGGAACGGCGCAGCCAGGCCCGCCAGUUGGCGCUGGCAUCCGGAGCUCAGGUACUCACCACAGACCAACGAGCCCCUGAGCCUGAAGACAUAGGGCAUUGCCAAAGAGUUUACCCAACAGAAAUUGGAGAGGAACAAACUCUAGUGUUUGAAUCGGGCCACCAGGUGAGAGGGGGCCAAAUUACCGUGGUGGUGAGGGCGGCCACCCCACAUCUGGUGGAGGCUUGUAAAGAAGUCAUAAGAUCUGCAGUCCAGUGCUACAGGGCUCUGAGGGAGGAACCAAGGAUGGUGGUGGGCGCCGGGGCCAUAGAGAUGGAGCUCAGCCUACAUCUGGAGAGGUUGGGCCAGCAUCAUCCUGGUCUAGAACAGCAAGGGUUAUUGGCCUUCUCCCGGGCACUGGUGACUCUCCCCCGUACACUGGCUCGUAACUGGGGUCUAGAUGAGAUGAGGGUAAUGGGGGAACUCAGAGUUAGGCACGAGAGGGGAGAGGUGGGCACGGGCAUAAGAGAAGACGGGGUGGUGUCAUCUCAAGUGCUGGACCCACUCAUGGUAAAGAGACGAGCUCUACAGCUGGCCACCGACGUGGCAGUCACACUCAUCGGCUGUGGAGAGGUGCUCGUUGCAAAGAAGAGUGGAGGACCAAAGUUCCAAAAAGAGAACCGCAAUUGGGACCUGGAGCCUGACUUCAUAGACUGAGGAACCGUAUUUUACAUACCCUCCAAUUUUGAGAAACCCAAUUCACACCCUGACACAUAUGCAAUGUAUAUAUAAACACCACACAUCUGGUAAUGUAAUCUCGGCAAAUUGUCAUAAUUCCCCUCUGCUUCAUGUGCACUGAGUCUGAGCUCACCAGAAGACCUACAGGCGUUCCUGCUGAUUGAAAGAUCUCUCAGCUGUAAUGUCUGCAUUUCACCACAUGGGGGCAAUAGUGAGCCAAACUCCUGGAAUCCUGCAAUCUGUUUUCUAUAUUCCUCUUACGAUGGGAGUUCUGCUCCAUGCUUGUUCUCCCUAUGUACCAAUAAAAUACAUUUCUGUGGAAUAAA